This is a messenger RNA of Caenorhabditis angaria, 793 nucleotides long. The record is from the annotation of a GenBank genome assembly. NCBI's taxonomy places the organism in Eukaryota, Metazoa, Nematoda, Chromadorea, Rhabditida, Rhabditidae.
AUGUCUAGCAAUAUAGAUUUAUUUUUUCCAAACUUCAACAAUAAAAUUCGCAAUAUUCUAUUCGAUAUUCUCAUCUUCUUCGAUGUAAAUGAUGAAUAUUUAAGUGAUUUCAAGCUAUACUUUUCGAUCUUCGCAAUCCCAAUCUUGAUUUGCCAUUUAAUAGUUCUCACUAGAAAAUCGAUGCGCUACACUUCGAUAAAUGUGAUUUUGGCAGCAUUGGCAAUGUCGGAUAUUGUUAUGAUGUUUUGUAAUUGUUUUGAAUAUUAUAGAUAUACAACUACAAAAUAUUUGAGAUGUGAGAAUUUUGAUGGGCUAAUUAUUGUACUCAUGACCAUGAUUCACGAGGUUGUUGACUCAUUUGUGAUUCGAUUGUCUACUUGGCUAGCUGUUGGUCUACCGUUUCUUUUGGACAGUUAUUAUCAAGUUUGGUGUCAAGUACAGUUCUCUAAAAACUUCCAAAGUCGGUUUUACUCUUAUAAUCUGUUUGAUUCUACUAGCCACACCGUUUGAAAUUGCUGGUGCAAUUACAUAUACAGUUGUGAUUGUUGAGAAUGAUGUGCCUGAUGAACGAUGUAAUUUAGACUCUAAUUUUACCUAUACUUCUUAUGAACUUGGAUAUCGCGAGUGGGCAAAAUCGAAUAAUUUUGAGUAUUUUCGCCACUAUGUUUUUAUUGAUGCUAUUUUUACCAAACAUAUUCCCGCAUUGCUAUCACCAGUUUCAACAGUAAUUUUGAUUCAAGAAAUUGGGAGGUUGAAGAAAAAACGGAAUGAAUUGGUGGGAAGUGAAAGGUAA